GCACUUCCCAAGUGGCAAGAAACCAUCCAGCAUGUACCUCGGUCGCGCGUCUGCGUACAUGGCGCUCGCGUUCUGGAUCGCAUCAUCCGCCGCGUCGUCUGUCGUCCGCCUCAAUAGCGACACGUUCGACGCGGUCACGCAGCUCCAAGCGCCCGAGAGUGACUGGUUCAUCGCCUUUCACGCGCCAAACUGCCCGUACUUCGAAGCGCUCGAGCCGACGCUCAACGCUGUCGCCAAGGCUUUGCCCAAGCAACUGCGCGUCGCCGCCGUCGACGGGCGUCAAAACUCCGAUCUAAAGGAUCGUUUCAACGUCCGGCGGACGCCGACCGUCUACUUCUUCCACAACGGCCGCAUGUACCCCUUCAAAGGGCCGCAGACCGUCGAGUACAUGACCGAGUACGCAAGCGGCGGCUUCCGCGAAAUUGACCGCGCGAAUAUCAACUUCAAGCGCCACCUGCCCGUGCCGCCGCCCGUGCGAAAAAACGACCAUCGAUGACGUCAAUGCGACAUGGGCCUCGGACACGUCGUCGACGUCGUCGACAAAUCACAUGGCGGCGGCUCGCAACAUGAAGAGCGAUUUGUAACAAAAACGUACACUUUGUCUAUCUAGUCUUGGACUACCGGUAGUAUCCUUUGAGACAUGGGGACAU
Molecule: messenger RNA, 650 nt
Organism: Saprolegnia parasitica CBS 223.65
Lineage: Eukaryota; Oomycota; Saprolegniomycetes; Saprolegniales; Saprolegniaceae
Exons: 1
Coding region: 32-496 (154 amino acids)
Source: RefSeq, a predicted model, not a curated record